Molecule: messenger RNA, 976 nt
Organism: Phacochoerus africanus (Common warthog)
Lineage: Eukaryota; Metazoa; Chordata; Mammalia; Artiodactyla; Suidae
Product: glutathione S-transferase alpha M14-like
Exons: 6
Coding region: 61-732 (223 amino acids)
Biological process (GO): xenobiotic metabolic process; glutathione metabolic process
Cellular component (GO): cytosol; extracellular exosome
Molecular function (GO): glutathione transferase activity
Source: RefSeq, a predicted model, not a curated record
CUUUAUCCUUUGUCCAUUCAUUCAUUCACUCGGGUUGAGAGAGACCAGCAGACAGCCAUCAUGGCGGGGAAGCCCAUUCUUCACUAUUUCAAUGGCCGAGGCAGAAUGGAGUGUAUCCGGUGGCUCCUGGCUGCAGCUGGAGUGGAGUUCGAAGAGAAAUUUAUAGAAAAUCCAAACGACUUGAAUAAGUUAAAAAAUGAUGGGAGUUUGCUGUUCCAGCAAGUGCCCAUGGUUGAGAUUGACGGGAUGAAGCUGGUGCAGACCAGGGCCAUCCUCAACUACAUCGCCACCAAGUACAACCUCUACGGGAAGGACACCAAGGAGAGAGCCCUGAUUGAUAUGUAUACAGAAGGUGUGGCAGAUUUGGGUGAAAUGAUCUUGCUGUUGCCACUGUGCCCACCCGAUGAAAAAGAUGCCAAGGUGGCCGCGAUCAAAGAAAAAUCGACAAACCGUUAUCUUCCUGCAUUUGAAAAAGUGUUGAAGAGCCAUGGACAAGACUACCUUGUGGGCAACAAGCUGAGCAGGGCUGACAUCCAGCUGGUUGAACUUCUCUACUACGUGGAAGAGCUGGACCCCAGCCUGCUGGCCACCUUCCCUCUGCUGAAGGCCCUGAAAACCAGAGUCAGCAACCUCCCCACGGUGAAGAAGUUUCUGCAGCCUGGCAGCCAGAGGAAGCCUCCCAUGGAUGAGAAAUGUUUAGAAGAAGCCAAGAAUAUUUUCCGGAUUAAAUAAAGCCGGCUGAGUGUCCCAAGACCCCCAGGACCAAUCUUCUGAACGUUGCUAUCAAUCAACUGCUUGACCUAAUUAUAGAUCCCAGUUAUCGUCAAUCUAAUAAAUGUUUCCACAGUGUAAGUGUUCAUUUCAUUAGAAUUCAGAUUUAGUUGCAAAACAAUUAAUUUUGUUUUGGUCGCACGCAAUAUCAUGAUCUUCUCCCAGAAUGUACCUGAGACAAACAUAAUUAAACGAGGCAAAACUA